CCUUGCUCUAACUGUGGUGAGUUCUCAGUCAUUCCCCUGUCUGACCGCAUUUAAGAAGGCAGGCAACCAGACAGCUUCAUUACUAUGGCUGAUUCAGUUCGUUUUCCCUGUAUGCCAUUCCCACCUUGCUUCCUGGUCUGCACAAGAGAUGACAUCUAUGAGGAUGAACAUGGUAGACAGUGGGUAGCUGCAAAAGUGGAAACUUCUUCUCAUUCACCAUAUUGCAGCAAGAUUGAAACCUGUGUAACUGUCCACUUGUGGCAGAUGACCACACUCUUCCAGGAGCCUAGUCCCGACUCUCUCAAGACUUUCAACUUUCUACCCAGGACAUGGAGAUUAGAGUCCAGGAACACAUACCGGGGAGCAGAUGCCAUGCACUGGAGAUUAGUGAAUCAUUCCCAGUUUUAUGGCACAGAGGAACUGGUCCUGAUGCUGGAUUCAAGGUAACUGACUAAUGGAAGCUGCUGGGAAGGUCUUGAUAGCCUGGCUGGCUCCUGCCCCUGUGCCCUUGGGGCAGACUUUGCACCCACCUCUCUGCUUGUUCCUCAAGUUUCUAGUUCUACAACACCUCCUGCCAUGGUCUUUUUACAUGAUCUUCUUUCUGUGAGCCUGGCCUAUCUGUGGCUUGACGGUUCUCCCUAGCUGGAGGCAAACUGCAUCUUCUCUUGCUCACUUUGUGCCUUUGACACUGACCUUAUAGAUGGCUCUUAAGACCCCUCUUCUCUUCAAAAUCCUACACCUGGGCUUCUAGUGCCUUGUGUGGCAGGAGAUUUGUCCCCAUUUACCUUAGGAGUUCUAGAGGUGCCCCUAAAGGAGGUACAGAUAGAGACUCUAUGCCGUGUGGGCCUCUGAGCCAUCACUGGCAAGAAGUUCGCCUGGUGCUGGGUAGAGGACACUCAGUGCUCAGUAGCUUGAAGGCACAGUGGGAGACUUACAGAGAACAUCUGGAGGACUUGUCCAGGUGCUCAGUUCCUUGGCUCCAGGAAGUGAUGCUGACCCUAGACCCCUCCCAACCCCAACUUGUUUUUAACUAAUUAAACUUUACUGUUUUUACUUAA
Messenger RNA from Mus musculus (house mouse), 1058 nucleotides. It is a transcript of the gene Tcl1b4, whose product is annotated as T cell leukemia/lymphoma 1B, 4. Gene Ontology annotation, molecular function: protein serine/threonine kinase activator activity. NCBI's taxonomy places the organism in Eukaryota, Metazoa, Chordata, Mammalia, Rodentia, Muridae. Bases 85 to 447 code for a protein of 120 amino acids. The transcript has 4 exons. The record is from RefSeq and is marked validated.